AUGGACCAGGUCUCGACGGAGCCCUCACAAACCGCUAUUGUUUUUCCGGCCGAUCUGCCGCCAGAGGUCGAGGCCGUCCUCUCCAAGCAUGCAGUGGUGUUCCAAUUGCCCAAUGGCCUGCCACCGGUGCGCCAAUUAGACCAUCGUAUCCACCUCUUGCCAAACUCCAGGCCGGUGAACGUGCGACCGUACAGAUAUCCGUAUUUUCAGAAAACUGAAAUAGAGAAGCAGGUUAAGGAGAUGCUGGAUCAGGGUGUUAUUCAACGCAGUCAGAGCCCUUUUUCCUCCCUAGUUUUGUUGGUGCGCAAAAAGGAUGGAACAUUUCGGUUCUGUAUUGAUUGCAGGGCAUUGAACAAGGCUACAGUGCCGGAUCACUUUCCAAUCCCGAAGGCAGACGAGCUAUUUGAUGAAUUAGGUGCAGCUCGCUUCUUCACUAAGAUGGAUCUCCGGUCAGGGUAUCACCAGAUUAGCAUGCACGACGCAGAUACUUACAAACGGCGUUUCGCACCUAUGAUCAUAAUGAUUGACUAUUUGGGGCACUUAAUCACCGAAGGCAAGCUCAAGGCCGACCCUGCCAAGAUUGAGGCGAUGGUCGCCUGGCCCACGCUGGGCACCGUGAAACAGCUCCAUGGAUUCCUGGGCCUCACCAGUUAUUAUCGGCGUUUUAUCGCCCACUAUGCGGUUAUUGCGGCUCCUCUCACCGACCUGCUUAAACAUGCAUCUGAUUUCGGGGUUGGGGCCGUCCUUAUGCAAAACGGGCAUCCCCUUGCUUAUUUCAGUAAGAAACUAGGACCGCAGCGCAAAAGUGCUUCCACUUAUCACAAGGAGCUUUAUGCGAUAGUUAAGAAGCACGGCGCUGCCAACCGGGUGGCUGAUGCGUUAUCACGCAGAGAUGAGGAUGUAGCAGCAGAUGCAGAUUUAUUGACGGCUCUCGCCCAGCCUAUGCCGGACAUUGUACAAUUGUUGAAAGAGGAAACUGCUACAGCGCCAGAAUUGUGCGAUUUGAGGAAGCAGAUUGAUGAUGGAUCGGCACACCCCAAGUUUUCAGUGGCUGAUGGGUUGAUAUAUUGGGAACGCCGCAUUGUGGUGGCUAAGGAUUCUCCUCUGCGAGAAGCUCUCUUGUACGAACAUCAUAGUACCCCUCAAGUCGGUCAUCCGGGGUUUGAGAGCACGCUCCGUCGCUUGAAUGCUUUCUUCCAUUGA
Molecule: messenger RNA, 1203 nt
Organism: Salvia hispanica
Lineage: Eukaryota; Viridiplantae; Streptophyta; Magnoliopsida; Lamiales; Lamiaceae
Source: RefSeq, a predicted model, not a curated record